ACAGAAGUAAAGUUGAACUUACGAACAGACCUUUAAAACCUAACUCGUUUGUGAGUGGAGGAGCCCCUGUAUUUGGCUAUUUCUAUACAUUUCUACAUGCUGAUAAGCCACCCUGUGGAGCUAUCAUUUGUGAAAGAGAGCUAUAAAGCUAUGCAUAGGCUCAGUGAACCUUACGUGGUAAAAAAAAACUAGUCUAUGUUAUUGAAUUAUUAUUACAGGACAUCUGUGAAAAAAGAGAUUCAUAACUCAUCGGAUUUCUUCCGGAUAAAUAAAUAUGAUUCUGAUCCUUGAAACUCGUGUGACAGACGAUAUCGCUAGUGGACAUCCGUGAUAAAGAGCUUGAUAGCUCAUCGGAUUUCUCCCGUAUAAAUUAAAAACAUAUAUGAUUCUGAUCAUUGAAACUCGUGUGACAGACGAUAUCGCUAUUGGACAUCCGUGAUAAAGAGCUUGAUAGCUCAUCGGAUUUCUCCCGCGAUAAAUAAAUAUGACGAUUCCGAUCACGGAAACUCGUGUGACAGACGACGUCCUUGCCGGGCGCCGUCUGCGACAAAAAAAAAAAAGCUUCAUCGCUCGUCGGAUUUCCUCCUUUCGGGUCCAAAGCAAGACUCUGAUUCUAAAUACUUGGGAGAUUCCGACCGUAAACACCGUUAAGAGAGUCUGCGACGAACCUCACCCAAGAUGGCCCCCAGCACGGUAGGAUGGCGUGCCUGGUUGGCCCCGCCGCCCCUUCCCUCACGCUCCCUGCACCACCCCUCCCGGAGCCUAGCGGGGACUUCCCGGCGUGGCUGGAGGCGCAGGGCGUGAAUGCGGAGGUGGCCCGGGCCAUGGACUCGGAGCUGGGCAUCCGGGACUACGGGGUCCUGCGCGCCUGCGUCGGGGACGGCCUCGUGCGGGCCGAGCUGCUGGCCGCGGCGCGCGACCGCCUGCCCUUCGGCUUCUACGCCGUGCUGCGGCGGUUCGUGGCGGCGCUGCUGCUCCCGGACGACCCCCGCGCGCCGUCCAUCGGCGCCGCCGCCGGUGCCGCCGCGGUGAAGGACGCGACGCUGGUGAGCCUGGUGGAGGCGCUGCUGGCGCUGCUCGCGGGGCUGAGCCGCGAGUUCUCGGCGUGCGUGGGCCGGCUCGACGCGAUGGACAUCGGAGCCCUCGCCGCGGCCUCGAGCGCCGGCGGCGGAGAGGGCGCCCACGGCCUCGCGGCAGCCGAGGAGGGCGCGGAGGGUGGCGGCGAGCGUCCAGAUCAGUGUGGAGAGGCCCAUUCUGCGGCGUGGAAUGAACUGAAAAGAGAGACGUGUUACACGAGCCAAGGUGAAACGAGCGAGGUCCCGGUCCCGAUGUGGCCAGAGAUCAAAACGGAGCCAGUGGAUCUCGCUCAGGGGCCAAGCGCAGUGAGCAGUCGCUGCCCGACGAUCGCGUUCGUCGGAUCGGCCUGUCGGCAGACUGUGGACGACGAGCUCGCCGCACUCACGCCAGACGCAGUCGCGCUCGCGCAGCCGCGGUUGGAGGAGGAAGGGGCGGGGUGGGAGGGGGAAGGGGCGGAGUGGGAGGGGGAAGGGGGGGAGGAGGAGGUCUGCGACGAUGAGGCUGUCAUGGCCGCCACCGCCACGUUCGCGGCCGACACGCGCGUCGCUCCGGAGCAGCGGAACGACCCGGCAGAGCAUUCCGCCGCCGCCUUCGCCGCCGCCUUCGCCGGCGUCCCGGACGCCGGCAGGAACCACCGCCCGGAGCGGUCGCGGCCGUGCAAGCGCUCGUUCUGCGAGCGGCGCUUCGAGGAGCCGGCGUACCUCAAGCGGCACGAGCGCACGCACGCGGGCGAGAAGCCGCACCGCUGCGACGCGUGCGGGCGCGCCUUCGCGCGGCGCUCGGGCCUCGAGUACCACCGGCGCGUGCACACGGGCGAGCGGCCCUACGGCUGCGAGGUGUGCGGCCGCGCCUUCGCCCAGUACGGCAACCUCAAGGUGCACCGGCGCACUCACACGGGCGAGCGGCCGCACCGCUGCGACGUGUGCGGCCGCUCGUUCACGCUCUUCUCGGGCCUCAAGUACCACGCGCGCACGCACACGGGCGAGAAGCCCUACCGCUGCGACGUGUGCGGGCGCUCCUUCUCGCAGUGCUCCAACAUGAAGACGCACCAGCGCACACACCUGGCCGCGGCCGCCGCCAACACCUGCCCGUGAUCGCUCGUAGCUCGUCGUCGUCGUUUUUAUUUUUAUUUAACCAGGGUGAAAGUGAACGGUGCAAACCCCUGUAAUUGCUCGCUGCUGGCGGAAGGCCAUCAGCACUAGAGGGAGCUUAAGGGAGCCACUCUACAAGGCGUUUUGGUUAGACUCUUCCAUGUUGGCCCGGACGGCCCAAUAAACGAUUUUGAUCUUUCUUGCUUCUGCCCCCCACAACCCCCUUACACUGUAAAAAGCUGCCCCUACGCGUCAAAGGAUCCGCUUCACUGCCCAGUUUUCGUUCAUCCCUUAAAACCGCUCGCUUACUCUUCCCUCGGUUACUCAAACACCUCUUCCCCGUCACUUAACGCCAUCCCUCUUCCCGACUUCCCUGCCCAUCCAUCGCACUCGCUCAUCGUGAAUCGCUCAUUGUCACUUUCAUCAUCUUCUUGGUUCUUUCGGUAAAGUCACGUAGAAGGGAAACAAUAAAAUAAUAAAAAUAUAAAACAAUAAAAUUAUCCCGACGUUUCGACUGCAACACAAGCAAUCGUCAUCAGGUGCUGUGGGUUUCACUCCGUGGAAUAUCUGUCCCCCCCCCCCCCCCGCACUGUUCUUCAUGCUUUGUGCUGGAUUCUGGUUCAAUAAAAUAGAGGCCGCCCUAGAAUGUAGCAGUGAUGUCGAGGUCACGACCUUUGUGAGCUGGCGUGGUGGGUUUUUCUUGCCGGCCAUGACGCCGAGCAUUGCCUGCGGGGAAAGAAAUCGUGAAAAGUGAAGAGCCGAAGAUCGUUCGGAGUCUUUGCCUACGACUGUGGCUUAAUGACCGAUCGCGUAACUGACCGGAAGCUUCCGCUGUCCAAAUAGUUGAAUUCUUUGUUCAGCGCCUUGAUCAAGGCGCUCUAUGAGUUUAAAUAAGAUUAGUACAAUCUAGAUUUGAAUUUUUUGUGACUGCAGGAAUCCAUACUCUUUGGUUCGUUUGGCAAAGUCACGUAGGAAGAAAAAUUAAAUAACAAAAAAUAGUUUAUCACGAUGUUUCGAUCGCAACACGAGCGGUCGUCCUCGGGCGGAAAAAAAAUAAAAAUACUCCAGCAGUGGAACUGCUGAACCGGCGAGAGAGCAUUUACAACACGAGGUUAUUAACCUCUUAAAACGUCUUGAUGUGUUAUUUUUUGUUUUGUUUAAUUUUUCUACCUACGUGACUUUACCGUAAAGACCGAAGAGUAAGGUGAGUACCCAGAAUGUUAUUCGACAACACGCGACAGCCCCAUCAAACCAACUUCUUUACGGGGCGAUAAAGGAGUAGCCACGUUCAGUCACAGCCCCCUUCUUGUCAGUGCCCGGCUGGAGGACGGAGGCCUUCUCACCACGCUGCGUCGCUCGUUCUGGGAUUUGUUCCACCGUGCGCUUCUCCACGCUGGCCAGCGAGGUGUUGGUGAAUGGGGCCAGGGAAUGGGGAGCGGCACCCGUUCACAUAGCGCUCGCCGCCGACGUUAGCCCUGGCCCGGGAAUCGAACUUGUCUUGAACCCUCGGUGCUGAUUGGUAGCGAAUCAUCGGCUAUUCACUCAGAACGGUUUGUAUAUACUGUGUUUCAUUGGUAUUGAACAAAGCGCGUUUGGCAAGAAUGCAUUUGUUUCAUAAUACGUGUAAAUAUAUAAAUGUGUCGUUAAACCCGCCACCACCCGACACACCCAAUUAGUAAGGUUUGUCACGUAAACAAAACGUGGCACAUUCAUUACUAGUGUAGUGGCAGGGUUGGCCACGAUCGCCACUACUCAUAGCCGGCAGUACAAGCGCAGGCCAGUAGAGAGCAGAAGGGAGGCCGGACCUGCUCAACAGUAAUGAUGGGCAAGUUGGCCCUAGGCAAUCCCUGGUGGGGGGGGGGGGGUGAGCAUCGGGACCAACGGUUGGGACCCCAGGCCCCCGGAAGGGGGCUGGGGGAUGAAGUCAUUCUCCAGGGCCUUCGAGAAGGUUCUGUAAGGGAAGGGAGGCGUGGCCAGGGGCGGAGUCAGCCGGGACGGCCCGAGUCGGUAUCGUCCGGCUGAAGACUGAAGCCCGACCUGGAGCCCUGAAGAGAGAAGAGCCCUGUGGGCAAAACCGAACCCCUGGCUAGGGUGAGGCUUGAGCUGUACAGAGCUUAUAACAAGAGAAGACUCAAGCCCCGGCAGUGUAGGCGCAGCGAUAGCCAGAAGAGGCGAGCUAGCCGGCUACGUAGAGCAUCGGGUGAAGGGGGCCGUUACCCCUUUGUAUUGUAGCUUGUUGAGUUGUUAAAUGUUAUAAUAAACGUGUGGGCCUCUAA
This is a messenger RNA of Petromyzon marinus (sea lamprey), 4444 nucleotides long. RefSeq lists its product as uncharacterized. Gene Ontology annotation, biological process: regulation of gene expression. NCBI's taxonomy places the organism in Eukaryota, Metazoa, Chordata, Hyperoartia, Petromyzontiformes, Petromyzontidae. Gene Ontology annotation, cellular component: nucleus. The record is from RefSeq and is a predicted model, not a curated record.